AUGCCGGCAGUUAAAGGGGAUGGAAUGCGUGGUCUUGCAGUUUUUAUCUCCGAUAUUCGUAACUGCAAGAGCAAAGAAGCUGAACUGAAAAGGAUAAACAGGGAGCUAGCGAAUAUCAGAAGCAAAUUUAAAGGUGAUAAGAUGAUUGAUGGAUACCAGAAAAAGAAAUAUGUUUGUAAACUGCUGUUCAUAUUUUUGCUCGGAAAUGACAUUGAUUUUGGUCAUAUGGAGGCUGUAAAUUUACUAACUUCAAAUAAGUACACGGAAAAGCAAAUUGGUUAUCUUUUCAUUUCGGUGUUGAUAAAUAAUAACUCCAGCUUGAUCAAGUUGAUAAUCCAGUCUAUCAAAAAUGAUCUUCAAUCGCGCAACCCAGUUCAUAUCAAUCUUGCGCUUCAAUGUAUUGCUAAUAUUGGAAGCCGUGAGAUGGCUGAUGCUUUUGCUCAAGAUCUUCCAAAACUGCUUGUAUCGGGUGAUACAAUCGACUUUGUCAAGCAGAGUGCAGCUCUGUGUUUGCUAAAACUGUUUCGGACAUGUCCAGAACUUGUACCUCCACACGAAUACGCGUCCCGCAUCGUCCACUUGUUAAACGACCAACAUUUGGGAGUAGUCACUUCUGCCGCGUCUUUAAUUGAUGCUCUAUCAAAAAAGUGGCCUGAAGAGUAUAAGGGAUGUAUUUCUUUAGCUAUAUCAAGACUUAGCAGGAUCGUGACUUCUGGCUACACAGACCUUCAGGAUUACACAUACUAUUUUGUUCCUGCUCCUUGGCUGUGCGUCAAAUUAUUAAGAUUGUUACAGAAUUAUCCUCCGCCAGAGGAUCCAAGUAACAGGUCACGACUAAUGGAAUGUCUAGAGGGUAUACUGAACAAAGCAAUGGAUGCUCCAAAGUCCAAAAAAGUUCAGCAUUCGAACGCUAAAAAUGCUGUUCUUUUUGAGUCUAUUGCGCUAGUGAUUCACAUGGACAAUGAGCCGAGCUUACUGGUUCGCGCUUGUAACCAGUUAGGAACAUUCCUUUCUCAUCGUGAGACUAAUCUUAGAUAUUUAGCGUUGGAAUCGAUGUGCUUAUUGGCAACUUCAGAAUUUUCACAUGAAGCAGUAAAGCGACACCAAGAAACUAUAAUUAGCAGUUUAAAAACUGAGAGAGAUGUCUCUGUAAGACAACGGGCUGUUGAUCUACUUUACGCAAUGUGCGACAGAAUGAAUGCAUCUGAAAUCGUUCAAGAAAUGUUGUCCUAUUUGGAAACCGCUGACUACUCUAUAAGAGAAGAAAUGGUCUUGAAAGUCGCUAUAUUAGCUGAAAAAUACGCCACUGAUUACACGUGGUAUGUUGAUGUGAUUCUUAAGUUAAUUCGCAUUGCUGGUGACUAUGUUUCUGAGGAAGUAUGGUAUCGAGUGAUACAAAUUGUGGUAAAUCGAGAAGACGUUCAGGGUUACGCUGCUAAAACAGUUUUUGAAGCCUUACAGCUGCCAGCUUGUCACGAAAACAUGGUGAAGGUGGGUGGUUACAUUUUAGGGGAAUUCGGUAAUCUCAUUGCUGGCGAUCCACGAUCGUCCCCCCAAGUUCAAUUUGAACUUCUGCAUAGCAAAUACCACUUAUGCUCAAUUGCUACCAGGUGUCUUUUGUUAUCAACAUACGUCAAAUUUUGCAAUCUUUUUCCUGAAAUUAAAGGAGCAAUUCAAGAAGUUUUUCGUACGGACCACAAUUUGAGAAAUCCGGACGCUGAAUUGCAGCAGCGCUCUGUAGAAUACUUCCAAUUAUCACGAAUUGCUACAGUUGACGUUCUUGCUACGAUUUUGGAAGAGAUGCCUCCUUUCCCAGAGAAGGAAAGUUCACUCUUAGCAAAACUGAAGAAAUCUAAGCCUCACGUUGAAGAAUUGGAAAACCAGACUGCUGAGAAGAAGCAGCGACCACAAGCAAUUAUGAACCAGGACGGGGUAUUGUAUGACGAUCAUAAAACAGCGCAAUUGGUUGACACAGGUGGAGAGUCCGAUGCGAAUGCUCUUGUUGAUAUAUUUGGCGUUCCAGCAAACUCAACACCAGCACUAAGCAAUGGUGUUUCAACUACUGCUACAAUAAAUGGCAGUUUAAACAUUGACAACUACCCAGACGUGCUCAAGUUUCUGACCAAAAGCAAUGGUGUCUUGUACGAAGACUCUGUAAUUCAAAUAGGUUAUAAACUAGAAACUCGAGCGAAUUUGGGACGUUUGGGUAUGUUUUAUGGGAAUAAGACAAGUGCUGCGUUCACUAAUUUUUACUCGUCAGUAUCAUUUCCAGACAAUUUAACGUCUCAGCUUAUUGCACAGUGUAAGCCUGUAGAUAGCACUAUUCUUGGCGGUUCACAGGUUCAGCAACUUAUAAACUUUGUAUGUGAGAGCGAGUUCACAAAUAACCCUUUGCUGCAUCUCUCAUUCAUUUAUGUAGACCAACUCGGAAGCUCGCAGAACUUCCAGAGAGUAUUUGCUUUACCCAUUUUUGUGAGUAAGUUCUUCGAGCCCACUGACAUGACAUCUGAACAGUUCUUUGCUCGGUGGAAACAACUGGCUCACCCUGCUCAAGAAAGCCAGAAGAUAUUCCAGGCAAAGGUGGCUAUUGACAAUGAACAGAUUAAAACUAAGCUCGUUGGCUUGGGAGCAAAAUUGCUUGUCGGAGUUGAUCCGAACCCAGAAAACUUUGUUUGCGCGGGUAUUAUCAACACGAAGACAUUGCAGAUCGGUACGCUUAUUCGAUUAGAACCGAAUAAAGCGGCAAAGAUGUACCGAUUAACGGUCAGGAGUUCUCGAGAUACUAUUGCAAAGUAUUUGUGUGAAGUCCUAUCGGAGCAGUUCUAA
Molecule: messenger RNA, 2826 nt
Organism: Enterobius vermicularis (human pinworm)
Lineage: Eukaryota; Metazoa; Nematoda; Chromadorea; Rhabditida; Oxyuridae
Source: the annotation of a GenBank genome assembly